Periconia digitata is the source of this 633-nucleotide messenger RNA. The record is from the annotation of a GenBank genome assembly. Lineage: Eukaryota; Fungi; Ascomycota; Dothideomycetes; Pleosporales; Periconiaceae.
AUGCGGACAUUUUUCGCCUUUGCGAGUCUUCUCGCAUAUUUGUCGAGCUUUGUCUACGCUACGGCUUUGACGUAUAAGCUGGAAGCGCACGAGAAAGCAUGCUUCUUUACAAAUGUUGAGCACAAGGGGACAAAGGUUGCAUUCUACUUUGCUGUGCAAUCAGGUGGUUCUUUCGACAUCGACUACGCCGUCACUGGUCCCAGAGAGAGAGUUGUUCUAGACGGCACCAAAGAGCGACAGGGAGACUUUGUGUUCACGGCAAACGACGAGGGUGAAUACAGCUUCUGCUUCAACAACGAAAUGAGUACAUUUGCGGAAAAGAUGGUGGACUUUGAAAUCGCCGUCGAAAACGAAGUCCGCGCGCAACUCCCCUCGAAGCAGGGCGCCCACCCCGAACAGACCACCGUCCUCGAAGAAUCCAUGCUCAAGCUGUCCGCCCAACUCUCCACCAUCUCCCGCAACCAAAAGUACUUCCGCACCCGCGAGAACCGCAACUUCAGCACGGUCAAGAGCACCGAGAAGCGGAUAUUGAAUUUCAGCUUGAUGGAGGUGGCGCUCAUGGUUACGAUGGCGGGUCUUCAGGUCUUUGUCGUGCGCUUCUUCUUCCAAGGCGCCCGCAAGGGUUAUGUAUGA